This is a messenger RNA of Symbiodinium natans, 4827 nucleotides long. Lineage: Eukaryota; Dinophyceae; Suessiales; Symbiodiniaceae. The record is from the annotation of a GenBank genome assembly.
AUGGCCGCUCCGACGGGCUUGCCGCUGCUCGAGAACUUGGCGGUCGCGUCCGCCCUCGACAAGCAGGUGCUGUUGUUCCUCCGCGACAAGGGAGUGACAAGUUCGGGAGUGCUGUUCCACUUGUUCGAGGACAGGGCCAAGAUCCGCAAGACUUUGGCCCCGUUGUUGGUUGGAGUCAAGGUAGGCACCGACGACCUAAAGUUGGACGACGUUGGCCUUGAGGUCGCGAUCGCAGUCCUGGAGCACAUGGCGGAUGAGAUCGGACUCGCCAGGGCAGCACAGAUGGCCGCAGUGAUUCCAGCGGCAACCCCUCUUGCAGCCACAGGGUCGACAAGCACGGUCGCCGACGACGCCAAACCCCCCAAGCAGUUGCCCAAAGGCUAUUGGGCUAAGAGAGUGAAAGAGUUCGAGGAGGCGAAGAUCGAGGGCCGCAACCGCACUUUCCCAGUACACCUCUUGGUCGGCGCAGAGGAGACGUUGGCAAGGAUGGUCUACGAGAAGGAGCACUCGCACCUAUUCAGUCCCGUCAAGUUGGGAGAGAUCAUCUCUGUCCGCAACUUCACUCCGAGUCGCCAGGUGAACCCUUGGGCAAAAACCGAGGACAGGUUCUCGGACUCCUUGAGCCUGGACGCCUCAGGUUUGCUGGUUCAGAGGCACAAGAAGAUCCCGGAGCCCCAGAAGGCCCUCACAGUCAUCGACGCCUUCGAGUCAGUUCGCUGGGCGAUGGUCUUCGCGAGGUGGGGCGAAGAGUUCGUCAUCGGCCAGUUGAUCGACUUUUUCAUUAACCUGGUCCGCGACAACCAGAACAAAAUCCCGCAGAUUCGCGAGUACUACCGCAAGACCUCUUGGGAUUUGGCAAUGCACAUGCGAGCGGACGGCUCUUUCCAGGAGGGCGUAGAGAAGAUCAUCUCGAGCACCGAGCGCCACGACGCCCUCGCUCGGUGGAUGCCCCAGGAGGGCAAAGGCAAAGGCAAGGAUACGGACGGCAAAGGGAAGACGAAGGACUUCACCAACAACGGCAAGGGCAAGUUUCGCUACAUAGCUCCGUACGUCUCCCAGACGAGGCCCAGGCGGUACCGCCACAGGCCUAGGGACAACGCGGGGCGCCCGAUGCCCGAGAUCGGGCGUAACUUACAGGUAGCGACAGGCUCCGUCGGUUCAAAGACGGUGGAGCACCAGCCCGCACCGCUGCCUCGCCCGGUUGCCGCGCUGCUGUCCUUCUUCGACGGCAUAGGUAGUGCACACCAGUCGCUUCUUGACCUUCGCAUAGAGCCGCUGGUUUCCUGGUCGUGGGAGGUCGACCCCGACUGCAACAAGGUCGUCCGACAGAGGCACCCCCGGGUGGUGCUGCAAGGUGACGCUCUGUCCGCAGACCCUCGCAAAGCGGUCCAGGCUCUCAAGGACCAGUGCCCGCCAGAGACGUUCGUGGUGGUCGCUUGCGCACCUCCGUGCCCAGACUUUUCGCAGAUCAAGGGCGACAAGGCCCUUGGUACAAAGGGCGAGGAAGGUCAGAAGUUCGCUCAGUGGGUGACCAACUGGUACAACCCUUUCCGGAAAAUGUGUAGAUUUAAGUUUGCACUCUUGCUGGAGAACGUCACCAUGGCCAAAGACACUCAGGUCGCCCUCGACGACUUGGUCGGAGUGAGGUCUUUUGUGUGCGACGCAGCUUCGUUCGGCCUGGUCAGCCGGCCGCGCUUGUGGUGGUGCUCGAGUUUGUCACCGCCCGAAGCCGAGGCUACUGCUCCGCCCGAGGCGGCAUCGGGAAUGGCCAGGUGGAGAAGAUGGAAUAGACAGUGGGAGUUGGUUCCUGCGAGCUCUCGUUUUCCCCGCCAGGUCGCUGCAGAGUGCAAGUUCGCCAAGUUCAACGAGAAGGUAGAGAGAGGUUCGGUGCGCUUCCCUUGCUUGACUACACCCGCGCCAACCCCAGAAGGACGCCCGCCGCCUCCGAAAAGGAAGCGGGACGAAUCCCCGCAGACUCUUUCGAGGUGGAGAGCCGACAACCAGCAGUACGCCCCGUGGCAGUACAGGGACUACGCCUUAGUCGAGGAGAAAGGGAAGGUCGCGCCACCGUCUGCUGCAGUCCGGGAGUUCCUCCACGACUACCCGCCGGGAUACACAAAGGCAGUCCCGGAGAGAGCCAGGUGUACGCAACUGGGGAACUCUUGGCACUUGCCGACAAGCCGUUUCAUCCUGUUCGUUGUCUUGCUCACAGCUCAGGUUGUAAAGGUCAAAACUCAGGAGCCACACGUCUGGUACGAAGAGAAGCCGUUCCCUGUGUUCGAGCUCAAGUUCCACCCCGACGGUUCGAGGCCACUUCUGAGGGCGUGUUCGUGGUGGAGACGUUUUGGUCGCCAGUGGGACCCUAACGAGCCUCAGGCCUUCCAACUGCAAGGCCCUCUUCACGACGAGAAGGAGCACGUGAGAUGGUCUACGUCUACGUCCCUGUCAUGGGAACAGGCUUUCCCGAUCAACCUGAACCCAUGCCUCGAGUUCGCAAUCGAGCAGCAGGAGAGAAUGGGGGGAAAAGUCGUUCAGUGGCGCGAGACAGUGGUCGACGACGUCCAGUCCCUUGUCGAGGAGCUUCGAGAAGACCAGGACGAGUGGCUGUCUCAGGCCCCCGAACACGUUCAGCAAGUUUACAAACAAGGUACGCCGAAGUUCGUGGUUCAGUUGCUCGCGUUCGCUCACCUGCUCCAGCUCUUAGAUUUUCCAGAGUGGGAAAACCUGGUCGCAGACUUGUUUUGGGGUUUUAGGCUCUUAGGACCGCUGCCGCCGGGAAGCUCGUGGCACCUGCGACAGGACAACAAGUACUCGAGCCCAUGGUCGCCUGCGCAGUUUCAGUCUUUCAACAUGGCGCAUGUUGUGAGGUUGCUGGCGUCCAAAAAGGAGGACGAGCAUUCGGCUACCAUGAAGGCCGAGCUCCUCGAGGAAGCACAGAAGUCUAGGUUCGCGGGCCCCUUCUCGGCGCAGUGGCUAGAGUCCCAGGCCAAGUCACACCGUGUGUUUGCAGCAAAGGCUUUCCCAGUGGUCCAAGGUCCCAAAGUUCGACGAGCCGACGACUGGCUCCGAAGUGGCCAUAACGCGACAGUAUGGGCAGGCGACACUCCGCCGUACCAAGGAACCCCGACGAUCAUUUCGGGCAUUCGGCGGGUGGCCAGAAGCAGUUCCCCAGAACUUUCAGCCGUCGACCACGAGGGCGCCUACCGGAACUUCCCAGUUCGCUCUCCGCUGGAGUGCGCCACAGUUUUGCCAGAAGAGGGCGACGAGAGAAUCUGGCUACACCGAGUCCUUCCGUUCGGAUCCUCGGGGUCGGUGUGGAGCUACAUCAGGUUCGCUGAUGCAGUGUGCUUUCUGUCAAUCUCGCUCCUCAUGUUGGCCGCAGCUCACUUUGUCGACGACUUUUACAAGUUCGAGUCGGCGAAGACAUCAAAGCCUGCGUUCGCCUCCUUUCAGAAGCUGCGCAGAAUUAUUGGCACCAAGAUGAAGGAAGCCAAAGCCAAGCCCCCCGAUCGCAAACAGACGCUUCUAGGGGUGGAGUGGACCAUCUCAGAUGACGAGCUUCUGGCGUCACCGGGCCCGAGCAGGAUCGAGAAGCUGGUCGCCCGGAUCAAGGAAGUCCUGGCCGCCGACGCCCUCUCACCACAGGAGGUCGCAAAGCUGGCGGGAAAGUUGAACUUUACGUGCUCUUGGGUUUUCGGCCAAGCAGGGACAGCACUUUUGAAGCCUUUGUUCGCUCGCCAGCAGUCGGGCAUUCACAAGCCUACGAGUUUGAGCUCGUCACUUCGGUCUGCAUUGAAAGAACUGCAGAAGUUGCUCCCAGAACUGAAGCCUGUUCGCAUUCCGUUGAGACCCCAAGAUGUGCAAGUGUGUGUCUUGUAUGCGGACGCAUACAUAAACAUAGCAGGUUCGCGAAGGGCAGCGAACCGGUGGCUCAAACAGGGCAUCCCUCAUGAUGUUCUGCAAGAGAGUUCGAACGGAUGGGGAGCCAUCUUUCUUCCGCCAUCAGGUCGCAGAUUGGCUUUCCGGUCAGAAGUGCCUAAUGAGGUUUUGAGAAAAACAGCGACUUCUAAGGCGUUCAUCUUCUGGCUGGAGAUGAUGGCCCAGGUUCUAGCGGUGCUCACGAUCGCAGAGGGCAUCCAAGGACACGUGCUUUGUUUCGUUGACAACUCAGCAGCAGAGCACGCGCUGCAGAAGGGCUUUUCGCGAGACAUAGCUUUCACCAAGGUGCUAGGUUGCUUCGCUCGCCACAUGGCAGCAAAAGGUUUAGUACUGUCGUUCCACAGAGUCACUUCGGCUGCCAACGUGUCUGACGGAGUCUCUCGAGACGACUGGUCUGCGGCAGCAGAGCUCGAGUGCAAGUUCGCGAAGUUUGACUUCUCCAAGGCGUACAAGUGGUUCCGAAAACUCCCCAACUUUAAUCGGCUCUCUUUCCCAAGUUCGUCAAGUUCGCCGAGCACUUGGGCGCGCAGGGAGUGGGGAACAGCGCGCGUGAGUGGAGUGAGUCGCGCUGUUCGUACAGAACACAGGCCGCGAGCAGGAGGCCCUGAGGGCAUUCCUGGUCGCAGACCGAAAGACCGCCCCAAGACUCUCGGGAUAGGGACCAAAAGUCCGCAUCGAGGUCUAAGCGAAUGCCUUCGCUUUUACAGUUACGGAGGGGUGCUUGUCGUGUUUUGCACGUGUGCAAAGAGUGACAAGCAGUACGUAGUGCACAGUUUCGUUCGUACUGCAGUCCGCUUCAGCUCGCACUUUCGCUUUUUACAGUUGCAGCAUCAGAGGCCCGAGCGUGUGGUCAGCAUUUUCAGCUUUUCCCACCACACCCGCCCGUGA